Molecule: messenger RNA, 1564 nt
Organism: Aegilops tauschii subsp. strangulata
Lineage: Eukaryota; Viridiplantae; Streptophyta; Magnoliopsida; Poales; Poaceae
Product: putative germin-like protein 2-1
Molecular function (GO): manganese ion binding
Source: RefSeq, a predicted model, not a curated record
UUUACACACAUGUGUGUUAUGCCUUCAUAAAUAUCAAUAUUUUUCAGAAUUUUUUGAAACAUAAAAUAUGAAUUUUAAUGAAAUUUAAAUUUUGAAUUUGGAGGUCUCCUUGGGGGCCGGACUCCAAAAGCAAUUUUCAUUUAAUAAUGUGUUUAAGCCUUUAGGUUGAUGGCUGCAUCGCCAAGUUCCGUCUGGUUCAAGUGUGGAGACAUGACACAAGACAAGAGAGCUAGUACAAGCUACGAAUAUGACCUGUUCAAACCAUACAGAGAAAUUAAAAGAGAGGCCAUACAGAGAAAUUAAAAGAGAGGGUGAGAUCUAUUAGUUGGCCGUCACAGGAAGGCCGGCCAGGAACACGCUUUAGACUUGGGAAUUAGAAAGCUAGUGAAGACCAUUUCCUUCCACAUGCGCACCAACAAAACAAACACAAAAGAUCUUCCUCCAUGUCCCUAUAUAUACUGGUCUCCUCCAACCCUUUGAAGCAUCACUGUGCAGCCCGAGCGCAAGCAGUUCUUCUCUCUUCUCUACCUGAUCAAACACACUUGAUUUAGUGAGAAUCAACGUUCGCAUCCAAAUGGCUUCAAAGUUUUUCCUCCUUGCCCUGUUGGCUUUGUCAGCUUCUCAUGCUCUUGCCUCUGACCCGGGCCAGCUUCAGGAUUUCUGCGUCGCUGACAAGACAUCUCAAGUUUUUGUCAAUGGAUUCGCAUGCAAAGACCCAAAGACCGCAGUGGUAGAGGACUUCUACUUCUCUGGCCUCCACAUGGUCGGGAACACGAGCAACAAGCAAGGCUCCGUUGUGACUGCAGUUAACGUGGCACAGAUUGCCGGGUUGAACACUCUGGGUGUCUCAUUGGCGCGUGUUGAUUAUGCACCCUAUGGUCAAAACCCACCGCACCUUCACCCUCGUGCAACCGAGAUCCUAACAGUGUUGGAAGGCUCACUCUAUGUUGGUUUCGUGACUUCGAACCCUGAGAACAAGUUGUUCUCAAAAGUUUUGAACAAAGGGGAUGUGUUUGUGUUUCCGCAAGGGCUGAUUCACUUUCAGUUCAACAUCGGAAACAACGAAGUGAUAGCCAUUGCGGCGCUGAGCAGCAAGAACCCUGGAGUGAUCACCAUAGCCAAUGCGGUUUUUGGAUCCAAGCAAACCAUCUCAGAUGAUAUCCUGGCCAAAGCCUUCCAGGUGGACAAGAACAUCGUAGACCAUAUCCAAGCUCAAUUCUAGAUUGACAUACAUCUGGUGGUUUGAUUCAUUUGUUCCUUAACUAAACAUUCAUUAUGUGUGUUUCUUUACGAUAUCGUUCUAUUUGUAUGGUUAUGUUAAUUGAGAUUACAGAAGAAAAGGAACAAUAAUAUGUGGAUUAUGUACAACGUGUGGCCAAGGCAAAGAGACCUAGUGGUGACCAGACAUCUCGUGCAUGCACACGGACAAUUCAGCUCUCAAGUAUAUCUGUAUAUGGUCACACUAACUGCUGAAGUGCUGAUCAGCAAGAAAAGCAGAGAUACUGAUCAUUGGUGUGUGCAAAGAUGUAAGCUAAUAAAGAACGAAAAUGUUAUUGUGUUGUUG